Molecule: messenger RNA, 2421 nt
Organism: Cyclospora cayetanensis
Lineage: Eukaryota; Apicomplexa; Conoidasida; Eucoccidiorida; Eimeriidae
Exons: 12
Coding region: 1-2421 (806 amino acids)
Source: RefSeq, a predicted model, not a curated record
AUGGUUCCUGGGAAAAGGUCUGUGAGGGCCUCUGAUGGGGGCGACACUUCGUCAAGCCUGCCCGCAAAGAAGCUUAUUGGCGAGUCCGACACCAGUGAACAGCGGCUACCCCGAAUGAUUCUUGGCUACCCGAAAGAGGGUCUCUUUCCGAGAAAGCUAGCAACCCGCGCAGCUCGCCUUGUCCCCGCGUGCGCUGCAUGUGCGGCAGCGCAAGUACAGGAGAGGCUGACAGACGAUUUCUGCUUUAUUUCCGAACGCAAAGAAGUCCUCCUGUUGCCGACCUUCUGCGCUCCCGGAACGGCAUUACUCGAAUUCAGCGCACAGGCAGGCCCCUGUCGAUUCUGCCGCUUCCUUCUCUGUUUUGACGCCUUUCCUCUCCUUUGCAUUUCUAAAGCUAAGCAUUUUGAAUGCUCCUCCACCUCUGCGCGCUCGUCGACCCGCCUCUCCCUAGGACGCAUUUUGCAUCCGCCUCCCUUCACAGGAACAGACAUUUACGAGCCAAUGCUGUUUAGAAGUCACGGCACGGGCCCUCCCCCUUCCGCGCCGUUUCCCAAGGCGCGCUUCUGCCUGCGCGUAGGAGACAAAGGCCCCCUCUUGCGUCUCUUCGCACACGCACUAAGUCGGCAUCCCUUUAACCAGCAAGUGUUCGUUGUGGCUUCGGAUGGCUCUAAAGACCCUCCUAAUAAAGCUGCAUCUUCGGCGUUGGAAGAGAUCAUUUCUAUUGUGGCAAAGAACAACUGCUCUCUUUGCCUAAGAAGCGUUCGUCUCGACGCCUUCCUUCAUCUGCCACUGCAGCAGCUGUUGCUCAAGCAGCUGCAGGGUUCUGCUCUCUCUUGGAGGGGCCCUGGCGGCUCAGCACCAUGCGCUGGGGGAGCAACAGUACCACCAUCCGGGUUAUCGCUGGCAGACAAACCUCACAGUGUCUGUCCGGUGAUGGGAGAUAGCGGAGGCGAUGGGAAUUCGGUAGCCUUGCAGAAUGAUGGGGUGAUGAUUCUCAAGCUGGACCGCUUCACCGCGCAGGUGCUCGAGCUCGACACGUGGAUGCGGCCUCCCCACUUCACGCGGAAAGCGCUGCCCCCGGGGGCUCGUUACCUCAAGGUGGACGUGCAGCAGCCUGCUGUUCUUCGCCAUCAGAGGCCACCAAGACAGCGCACCUUAAGCCGUGAGUCUCAGCAGCUUCCGUGGACAAUAAGUAGUCGCACCCCUUGCUGCCUCCCGCCGUCGCGCUUGUACGAGCAGCUGCAACGCAGCCUGGGAUCGCUUCAGCCUCUGGACCUGCUUAUCGCCGCAGCUCCUCCCCAAAGUGAGGCGGGAAACUUGGAGGCUCGGCGUAAGAUUGCGCAGCAAGUGCAGACGCUUCUCCGGGAAGGAGGAAGCCUCAAUGCGACGUGUCACCUCGUUCACCUGCAGUGCCGCUUGUCGGCGUACCGUGGAGGCGUUACGACUAUGACUCAGGAGGCGGCUGAGGCUGCUGCCGAAGCGGCGGCUACUGCUGCUGCUGCUGCUGCAGAGACAGCAGGACGGGAGGAGGAGUUCCUAUUGACUCCUGACCUUCCCGUGUCUCACAUGCCGCGCCGCCUCCUACUGCCGGACUGGGGGGAGUUGUUUGCUGCUGCUGCUGCUGCUGCGACCUCAAAACCCCCUGCACCGCACCAAAGCGAAGAAGGUGUAGCAAAAAUCGUGGUCCGAAAAAGAAUGCACAGAAGAGCAGAGUGCAGAGCCAGGUCCUUGCGGGCUAGCCAAAGGGCAGCAAAAGCCGAUAGCGCCAGCGUGAGCUCAAGGCGAAGCAGCAGCAGCGAAUCGGGGGGUUCCCUCGGUGCCUCUCGUCAAAUGCCGCCGCUUCGCUCAGAUUACCUUCGAGCGCUUCAACUGCUGCAUGAAAGACAAAGGCAGGGGCGGGCGCGAAAGAUGCAGCAACGGGAUAAGGCGACACCGGCUGCCUUAGAGCAUGAAGAUCUCACUGAGGAAGCCUUGCAACUAGCGGCUCCUCCUCCCUUCAGGGAGUUGCCGCCUGCAGAGGCCUUGGUUUCCGCUGUUUCCGAGUAUCUAGGAUGUGUUGCAAUGGAUCUGCCAGCGAGCGUGGAGGAAUGCGCAUGGCUGCGGGAGGCCAAUCGACUGACGGAUCCUCAAGAAAUUCACGUGGCAAGUAUAUGUGGCGGUCUUCUUCACUCGACAGCUGUGAUGUCUGCCGCCGAGCCCUUGUGCACUUGGCUGCUUUCUCAGCGCCCAGGCGCAUGGGUAGCGAUCUCGGUGGUUGGCGCGGCCGAGACACCAGCAGCAUACAUAGGCCAGCCGCAUGGAAGCGAUAUCAGUGGCGAGUCGACUCUACAUUUGCUGCUAGUGGCUGAGGAAGCAGCAGAAAUUCGCGGAAUGUUUUUACAAACGAUCGCUGGCUCUGACGCUACAACCACUUUGCCGUGA